UUUAAUUGUCAGCCAAAUCCUCCCUUUGAGUACUUUGGUUAUUUAAAGGUUUGAAGACAAAAACAUUAGUAUUAUAUAUAUAUAUAUAGAUAUAGCGAUAUAGCUUCUUAAUAAUCCAAAUUAAGAUGGGUUUCUCUUUCUUUCCAUACCCAAAUUUCGAAACACAAACAGAGUUAUCUCAUAGUUUGACAAGAUCAUCAGCAACAGCUUUCUCUUGGGAAUAUGAUAUUGAGUUUCCUUAUAGCCAAGAUUUAAUUUCAUUUGAUACUACCAUUGACAUUAUUGGUGAUGAUUCCAAAAAUAGGCAUCCUUCGGAUGACAACAGUAUAGCGCAAGAAAUAGCAAGAGAAAUGAUAUCAUCAGAAACCAUUUCCUCAUCAAAUGUUCACGAAAGGAAACGAGAAGGAAGAGGAUCGAGCAAGAACGAGAGAUCGUCAUAUAUAGGGGUUCGGAGGCGGCCAUGGGGGAAGUAUGCGGCGGAGAUAAGAGAUUCAACAAGGAACGGCAUGCGGAUUUGGCUUGGAACAUUUGAUAGUGCUGAGGCUGCAGCUCUUGCUUAUGAUCAAGCUGCAUUCACUAUGAGAGGCCCUACGGCUGUCCUAAAUUUCGAUGUCCAAAGGGUCCGAAACUCGCUCAGAGAGAUGAACUAUGGCUGCAAGGCUGGGUGUUCUCCAGCAAUCUCACUCAAGGAGAGGCAUUACCUGCAGAGAAAGUUGUCCAAAUCUCGGAAAGUUAAGGCACAAAAGUUAGAAUCCGCGACGACCACAAAGACGAAUAUGUUGGUGUUAGAGGACUUGGGAGCUGAAUAUUUGGAGGAACUUUUAGGUUCUUGUAUGUGAACUA
Molecule: messenger RNA, 843 nt
Organism: Ziziphus jujuba (common jujube)
Lineage: Eukaryota; Viridiplantae; Streptophyta; Magnoliopsida; Rosales; Rhamnaceae
Product: ethylene-response factor C3
Exons: 1
Coding region: 126-839 (237 amino acids)
Biological process (GO): regulation of DNA-templated transcription; ethylene-activated signaling pathway
Molecular function (GO): DNA-binding transcription factor activity; DNA binding
Source: RefSeq, a predicted model, not a curated record